GUUGAAAUGGUUGAACGAGAAAUGACCAUGUGCUUUGGCCAUCCCUGGACCGACCGCAUGAAUUUAUCUGGUUUUCAGACUUAUUUAUUUACCACAAACAAUCGUGAUCUAUUUAGAGCCAUUAAUUUUUGGACUGUGUUCGCAUUUUUGUUUGACGAUUAUCUGGAUCAAAUACGCGAUCAAUCAGUACUCAAUGAGUGGUACAAUAAAUAUAAGACGGGUCAUAGCGAUGAUGAUAAUUCGAUGGAUCGGAUACUAGUAAAGGCUCGAUCAUAUAUAGAUAGGUAUCUGAGCCAGAAUCAAUUGAAAAGGCACAUGGAUUAUUUUCUCGGUUUUAUACAAACAUAUAACAUUCUAACUCCAUAUAAACACAACACCUCAUCAAGAUUGAUGACUUAUGACGAAUUUUUUGCAAUCAGAGAAAAGGAUUGUGGUGGUGUGGCCGUAUUUAUAUGGGCUGAGCUUAGCGCCAGAUUUGACCCGGAUCACUACAAUUUACGCGAUAAUGACCUUUUCCAAGCGUUCACCUCUACAUGUAUUAAACACUGUGUGUUAGUCAACGAGAUCUACUCGUUUCGGAAAGAGGUGCGCGCGGGCGACACCCGUCACAACUACGUGUACCUGAUUAUGGCCCGGGAGGGGGUGUCGGCCCAGUUGGCAGUGGACCGGAUUGUAUGUGAAAUACACGGCUUGUGGGUGCUCGCCAUGGAUUAUGGCAAACAGUUGAACGAGUUUAAUAACCCAGCGCUCGAUCGGUAUGUGUGCGAGAGUUUGCACGUUACCAAAGGUAACUACUACUGGUCCAGUAUAUGCGCCCGAUAUAAAGUAUAAUGAAAAU
Messenger RNA from Medioppia subpectinata, 838 nucleotides. Lineage: Eukaryota; Metazoa; Arthropoda; Arachnida; Sarcoptiformes; Oppiidae. The record is from the annotation of a GenBank genome assembly.